Messenger RNA from Pimephales promelas (fathead minnow), 902 nucleotides. The record is from RefSeq and is a predicted model, not a curated record. NCBI's taxonomy places the organism in Eukaryota, Metazoa, Chordata, Actinopteri, Cypriniformes, Leuciscidae.
CAUUUACAGAUGGAGAAUAUACCUGUGAAAUAUCGUUGUUGGACGUUUUUCCCAGGGCAGUGUCUGGUCUUCGAGUUCCACCUGUUCCUCGCUGGAUUUACUCGCCUGUUUUGUCUUCCUGCCUUUUCCCGGAGGAUUUCUAUCUUUAAGCCCUGUGAUAUUCUGUGUUUACUGGAUUCCUGUUCGCUCCAUUUCCUUCCUCGGAGGAUCAGGCAAAUCGAGUUGUGUCGAAGCCCAGGACAAGGACUGGCUGACCGGGCAUCAUGCAUCUCAAGGACUGGGCCUGGUGUCGAUGCCUCCUCCAAGCCUGACUGCCAAAGGAGGAACUCACAGGGGAACUCUCCGGGAGAGCAAAAUGGUGCUCGACUCUCGUAUCCCCCCCUUGGUUACCGUGAUUUUACCAAGUCCCAUGAGCCGGAAGCGGAGGGGCGAGACGGCUCUCUAUGCUAUGAAGGAGAGGGGAACGAUGGGAUAUGUUUUCUCCAUCCAGAGGUUCAGAACAGCAGAUGGCACCAACUCUCAAGUAGGAACAUAGACCUGCCACUAACCAACAAAAUAUACUCCAACAUACACAGUGGAUGUUCCCUUUUUUCUAUGGAAGCUUUGUUUGACGAUAAAAUAAGUAAUUUUAACUUCUCAAUUCAGAUUCUUGCAAUUGUGAGAUUACAUAUUGCAAUUCUAGCCUUUUCCCUUAAUUGUGAGAAAUUUGCAAUUACAUGUUAUACAGUUAAAAUAAAAGCUUAAGAAUUGUGAUCAAAAUGUUCUGAAACUUGCAAGUUUAUAAAUUCCAAAAAUAGUUACACACAUGCAGCAUGCAAUGACAAGUCAGGAACCACCAAGGAUUGAUUUGUCAGUUUUAUUGAAAACUCUUUUGCCCUUGAACCAUUACAGGACCAAGUGAU